AUGCUGUGCAGACUCGAAAGAGUUCUGUUCGGUGUUGUCUGGCUGGUGUCCAUAAGCGCUGCUGUCGAGUUCAUACCUGGCAUCGACGUCGAAGUCAUCCCCGCAGACGCUGUAGACCAGCCGGACCUGUCCGACCCUCAAGUUGCCGAUUUGGUGCUGCAGCAAUGGCAAGAGGCAAAUGACAGAGCGCCCGCCUCGCUGCUGAAGUCAUGUCCCAUCUCCUGCACGGAAGCGGGAACAGACCCUGAGGGCUGGCACGUUUACGAAGACGCCGCCCGCGUCGCCCUCUGCAAUGACACGAUGCUGCUGGACUUUGCUAUUUACACCCAGAUCCAGGAUGCCUCAACCAAGACAGCAAUCAGGGCGUGCGCGGCCGACUAUGCCUCGGCAAUGGGCUCAAGAAAACGGCAGACAGACGCCUCGUCCUGCUCCUCCGUUAACCAGCGUGCUGUCCGAGAACUCGUAAAGGUUUCAUCCAAGAGCAGCACACCGUCCAACUCAAACGCGGUCAGUGGAGUCCUCGCAGCUGCGCGUCAGUUGCGGAGUCACUUUAAGACUGCCGAACAGCCCUGCGCCAACCACACUAUCAAGUUUGGAUACGACGGGGAUGCUGUGCUGGGUGUUUACGUGGGCUCCCAGUUGCAUCAACAGGGCCUUACAGACAAAGUUAUGGAGGCGUUCAUUCUUCACAUCGAAGGAAAUGGCAUCCCAGAAACGAUGGCCGUUCAGCUCUGCGGUGCCAAGGACCGCGGGGCCGACUACGCUCUCGGAAUCGUUGCCAGCGCGACUGCCGACCUGGCUUUUGCGCAAGAAGCCGUCAGGAUGUGGAGCAGCGGCAAAUGUGUCACGUCUCUCGAUGAUGACCGGGAUUGGCUGGAGGUUUCCCUUCAAGUCCCCGUGCCGGUCUUGCCAUCUAAUCGACAGCGCUCCCCGCAAGGCAACGACGACGAGGCGGUCAAGGCACGCAGAAGGCAUGUCGGCCACGGACACGCUGCGCUGCAUGCCAGGGCGGACUGCAAAACGACGAAAGUCAAUGCCGGUGACGGCUGCUGGGCUGUCGCGCAGAGGUGUGGGAUAUCCGAGGCCGACCUGACGAAGUAUAACACGCGUACCAACUUUUGCAAUACUCUCAUUGCAGGAGAGACUGUUUGUUGCUCUUCCGGUACUCUUCCAGACAACACACCGCCGCCCAAUCCCGACGGCACAUGCCAGACGAAGCGGGUAGAGUCCCAAGACACCUGCGCUGCACUUGCUUCCAAGUGUGGUAUUUCGCCCGCGGACUUCAUGAAGUUCAACUCCAAAACAGGUCUCUGCGCUGGUUUGCAGCCCGGACAGCAUGUUUGCUGCGGCCGCGGUAACCUGCCCGAUUUGAGACCGAAGCCCAACCCGGACGGCAGUUGCCACGAGUAUACGACGAAGAAGGAUGACUUCUGCGCCUCCAUCGCAGCCGAGAAUGGGCUCACGGUCGAGGAUCUCGAAAAAUAUAACAAGCAGACCUGGGGCUGGAAUGGCUGCAAGCUGCUCUGGUCUGGCGUCAAUAUGUGUUUGAGCGAAGGAAGCCCUCCCAUGCCCGCACCGGUCGCUGUACCCGGGACCAGCAAGCCAACAGGCAACACCAACUUGGCCGAUCUGAACCCUUGUCCUCUGAAGACAUGCUGUAACAUCUGGGGCCAGUGCGGAACCACUGCAGACUUCUGCCUCGUCUCAAAGUCUGAGACUGGUGCACCUGGCACAGCGGCCCCCGGUAGCCACGGAUGUAUCUCAAACUGCGGCAUGCAUAUCGUAAAGGGAGACCCUCCUGCCAGCACCAUGCGCGUAGCCUACUUCAGUGCCUGGAACUUCAACCGGGACUGCCUCACGAUGAGCGUUGACAUGGUCGACACGUCCAGGUACACACACAUCCACUUCGCGUUUGCAGAUCUCACUCCGAACUUCAAUGUCGACGUGAGCAGGGUGCAAGAGCAGUUCGAUAUCUUCAAGGGCAUGAAGGGGGUCAAACGAAUCAUCUCUUUCGGCGGCUGGGAUUUCAGUACCUCGCCAGGCACCUACAAGAUCCUUCGUGAAGCGGUUAAGUACGAGAACAGAAAGGUUUUCAAGGAGAACGUCGUGGCAUUUGUGAGUGAGCAUGGACUGGACGGAGUGGAUCUCGACUGGGAGUAUCCAGGGGCCCCUGACAUUCCCGGCAUCCCUGCGGGUGAUCCAAAAGAAGGCCUCGACUAUUUUGCUUUUCUCUUUGAGACCAAGCGGAUGCUAGACCCUUCCAAGACAGUAUCAUUCGCCGCCCCGGCAUCGUACUGGUAUCUUAAGGCUUUCCCCGUUGAGAUCAUGGGAGCUUGGCUGGACUACAUCAUUUACAUGACUUACGACUUGCACGGCCAGUGGGAUCACGGCAACAAGUGGACUUCCUCUGGCUGUCCCGGAGGCGACUGCCUGAGGUCUCACGUUAACAUGACUGAGACGGUUAACGCCCUAUCCAUGAUCACCAAGGCAGGUGUACCCUCCUCGAAGGUGGUCGUCGGCGUCACAUCGUACGGCCGAUCCUUUCGCAUGACCACCGCCGGCUGCACCGGUCCCAUGUGCACAUUCGCCGGCACCGCCAAGGAGUCGCCCGCACGCAAAGGCACUUGUACUGACACCGCCGGCUACAUCUCCAACGCCGAGAUCAACGAGAUCAUCGCACUGGGCGGCAACAUAAAGACCUACAUGGAGGCUGGCUCCGACAUUCUCGUCUACGACGAUUACGAAUGGGUGGCCUAUAUGGAUGACGUGACAAAGCUAGGCCGGGAGAACGCGUACAAGGCGUUCAACUUUGCUGGCACAACGGACUGGGCAGUUGACCUGCAGGAAUUCCGCGUGGCCGGGGAGCCUGGUCACGAAAUUCCGACCGACAUCGUUCUCGGACCCUGCAACGCCAAGUACUCUUCGCUGGACGCCAUCGUCGCAGACAAGGACAAGAUUCCGGGCCAUUGCGCCGACCAGUACGUUCUCUCUGUGCUCGGCGACAUAUUGAAGGGGGCGCUUGACGGAUACGACAAAAUCAUGAAGAGCGACUACGACAACAAGUACAACACCUUCGCCCGCGCGAUACGCGAGACAUGGAACAACAACCUUCACGACUUCUAUUUAACUUCCACCGACGAGUACUAUGACUGCGUGAUGCAACGCUUCGACAACGGCAACUGGCGUAACGAGUCGGUCGCCUGCCCGCCGAAGUACUCUUCAGGCUACGCCUUCAGCAUAUACUUAAUACCAAAGGACGAGAACAAGCUCUACAGGUUCAUCGAGGAGAAGUACCACAUCGCCCGCGAAUGGAUCCACGGGUCCGUCACCCAGAUCGCGCCUUGCCUCCCAGAACAAGACUGCGAGAACUACGGCAAGCUCAUCGGGCCCCCGGCCCUGCGGCCCGACUUCCAGAUCCCCAACCCCAAAGACUCCAUCCAGAAGUCGCUGGGCAACCUGCGGGAGCUCUCCGAGUUUGUGACCGACGCGGCCGAGGACAUCAAGAUCGGCCUGUUCCUAGACAUGACGAUCGACGCGGUGGACGCUGCGUCGGUGCCCGUGCUCAUGAUUCAGGCCGCCGUGGAGUCCAUGAAGCAAAUCUAUGAGAUUGGCAAGGACAUCGAGCAGAAGGAGCGUGAAAACAUCAUCCUCAUGGCGCUAACGGCGAUCCUGUUCAUCAUCCCCGGCCUGGGCCAGGCCGCCAGCGCGGUGACUGGCCUGGCCGUCUUCGCGCGCAUCGCUGUCGUCAUCGCCGAGCUCGGGGGCGCCGCCCUCGGGGCGUACGACAUCGCGCAGAACCCGGACAGCGCGCCGCUUGGCGUGUUCGGCAUUCUCCUAGGCGGUAUUGCGUUGCGCAGCGCGCUGAAGCCCUUCCUAGGAGAAGCGGCGGCAGUCCGGCGGGGUAUGUCGGCGAGGCAGAUCGAAGGCUUAGGGCCGGUCGUGAAGGAAGGGCUGGACAAGAUUGGUACGGUCGCGAAGCUUUGUAGGCUAUGA
Molecule: messenger RNA, 3993 nt
Organism: Colletotrichum gloeosporioides
Lineage: Eukaryota; Fungi; Ascomycota; Sordariomycetes; Glomerellales; Glomerellaceae
Product: Killer toxin subunits alpha/beta
Exons: 5
Coding region: 1-3993 (1330 amino acids)
Biological process (GO): carbohydrate metabolic process
Molecular function (GO): chitin binding; hydrolase activity, hydrolyzing O-glycosyl compounds
Source: RefSeq, a predicted model, not a curated record